CUGCAAUUUUUGUCUCUUAAACCUCCCUCUCUGUGUGUUUUGUCUACACUGUUAUAGCGCAGUAAAUUCCGCUGUUUCUAGCAGUAGCUGUCAUUGCUUUGUUUUUUUUUUUGUUUUUUUCAAAUAAAGUUUUCCUGGAAAAUACAUGUUUUCCUUUUCUAUCACAACCAAACACCUUUCUCUUCCUUCAACAACUUCCUCCUUUGAAAACUCUUGCUAUUUUGUUCUUCCUCCUUUUUCAUGCUUUGUUUCCAGCUCUGCUGCAAAUCGCCGUCGUUUAGUCUUGUUUUGAAAAGAUCUUCUCCCUCCCUCGUGAGACCGCGACCUAGACAGGUUUUAUAGGUAAUUUCAGAGAAAGACAGCGAGAUAGAGAGAGAAACAUCUUAUCAUAAACCAAAGCUAUAUCCGAGCCAGACUCACUCGUUUUGUUUUCACUGAGUUUCGAGCUGUUAUUAUCACUAGUCAGUCUAUCUUAUAGUCUUUGACUUUUUGGAGACGCCUUUUCUUUUGAGAGUUUCAAGAAGAGGAAGAAGAGAAGAGAAGCUUUUGGUUCCUUUUUGUUUUUUUGAGUCUCCAUGAGUUUUCCUUCUUCGACGAUGACAACUGUGGUUUCGAAGACAAUCGGCGUCGUUUUGGUGAUGAUCUUCUUGCUCGCUAUACUACUGUCCACGUUUUCAUUUUCCUCUGGUUUGGCUAAAGACGGAGGUGGAUUCAGGGGUUCGUCGAGUCACGUAUUUCUUCACGAGGGAGGGAACUACACGGCCCCUGCCCCACAUCGCAAGCUCCUUGUUCGCUCAAUGGCAAUGGAGGAGCCUAACAGGAUAGGAGAAAAGUGUACCAGCGCUGAUAUAGUGGUAAGUCAGGGACCCACAGCCCCUCUUUCCAGUGGCAUACCUACUUACACUGUUCAGAUCAUGAACAUGUGUGCCACUGGUUGUGACAUAUCCGGAAUUCACCUCAACUGUGGCUGGUUCAGCUCUGUUCGCCUCAUCGACCCCAAGAUAUUCAAGCGCCUUCGCUACAAUGACUGCCUUGUUAACGAUGGAAAGCCUUUGGUAACCGGCGGCACUCUCACCUUUCAGUAUGCCAACACAUUCUCUUACCCUCUGGGAGUCUCUUCUGUAGUUUGUCAUUGAAGAAUAUACGAAGACCAAAAGGUAGUACGUAUCUCUAACAAUAACAAGCAGCAUUAUCAUUUAGCACCCGCAACGGGAUUUUGGUCAAGCACUCACUGCCCCUGGGGAGGCCGUUGUGUAUUUUGUGGGUCUCCUGCCACUUGGCUGGAUGGACAUUUUUUGGGGAUAUUGGAUAGUUUGAGAGGUUUAGGAUACGGUAUAGAGAGAGGCCUGGAAGCUGAAUUGGGAGAUCAGUGAAAGAGGGCCAAACAAUUGGAGGUGAUUUUGAUUUUUUGUUUUGGGGUGACCUAUCUGUAUAUGGUUUAUAUACUAGCAAGUUAGUAUAGUAGUUAAUAUUGGAUGGUGAGACAUGCCAAGAUUUGCAAGUGUGAUUAGAGAUCAUGUUUUGUCUUGUUUGUUCGUUAUGGAUAGAAAAUGGUUUCGGCUGGCUCAUUGGCUGCAUCUGUUUUACCCUUGUUUUUGGAUAUAAUAUCAUCACUGCAAGCACACUGGCAAGUUUUAUCUCCA
Messenger RNA from Populus nigra (black poplar), 1643 nucleotides. RefSeq names its product protein TAPETUM DETERMINANT 1-like. The record is from RefSeq and is a predicted model, not a curated record. The transcript is spliced from 4 exons. The coding region runs from base 576 to 1136 and encodes 186 amino acids. Gene Ontology annotation, biological process: cell fate determination. Lineage: Eukaryota; Viridiplantae; Streptophyta; Magnoliopsida; Malpighiales; Salicaceae.